GCCGCGCGUGCCGGCGGUAGCUCCACGCGCUCCUCUCGCGGGGCCGCCGCCAUGAAGUUCGCGUACCGGUUCUCCGGCCUGCUUGGCACUGUGUACCGCCGCGGGAACCUCAGCUUCACCCGCGAUGGCAACUCCCUCAUCAGCCCAGUCGGGAACAGGAUCUCCCUCUUCGACCUAAAGAAUAAUAAGUGUGAGACGUUCCCACUGGCUACGCGGCUUAACAUUGUGUGUGUGGGGCUCUCUCCAGACGGAAGUCUUGCCAUUCUAAUUGAUGAAGAGGGAGCUGCCUUGCUUGUCAGUUUGAUUGGGAAGUGCGUGAUACAUCAGUUCUAUUUUCACAAGCCAGUUCACAGUGUCAGCUUUUCUCCUGAUGGCAAGAAAUUUGUGAUUACAAAAGACAAUGUUGCCCUUAUGUACCAUGCUCCUGGGAAGAAAAGAGAAUUUAAUGCCUUUGUUCUGGACAAAACUUACUAUGGCCCAUAUGAUGAAACAACUUGUAUUGACUGGACUGAUGAUUCCAAAUGUUUUGCUGUUGGGAGUAAGGACAUGUCUACGUGGGUAUUUGGAGCGGAACGAUGGGCAAACUUGAUAUACUAUGCCCUUGGAGGACAUAAGGAUAUAAUAGUAGCCUGCUUUUUUGAAGAGAACAGUCUAGAUCUGUACACGAUUAGCCAGGAUGCAGCUCUCUGUGUGUGGCAGUGUGAUACAGAGCUCGAUGGUUUGAAGCCCAUGCCUCGUAAAGAUGCAGCUAAGGAAAACAGUGCAGCAAAAAACGAUGAAGAGUUUAGUGAAGAGUCAAAGGGUGAAGAAAUUCGUGGAAAAGCCAAUCCAAAUGAACAAGAGACUCGAAAUAAGGUUAAAUACUCGCGUGUUGCAAAGUAUUUUUUCAAUAAAGAGGGAGAUUUUAAUAACCUGACAUCUGCAGCCUAUCACAAGAAAACACACCUUUUAGUCACUGGUUUUGCCUCUGGAAUCUUUCACCUCCAUGAGCUUCCAGAGUUCAAUCUGAUCCACUCCUUAAGUAUUUCAGACCAAAGGAUAGCUUCUAUUUCUAUCAACUGCACUGGUGACUGGAUUGCCUUUGGAUGUUCAGGUUUGGGUCAGCUCCUCGUGUGGGAAUGGCAAAGUGAGUCCUACGUGCUGAAGCAGCAGGGACAUUUCAACAGCAUGGUUUCAUUAGCAUAUUCUCCAGAUGGACAAUACAUAGCAACUGGAGGGGAGGAUGGGAAAGUGAAAGUGUGGAACACUUCAAGCAGCUUUUGUUUUGUCACUUUCACAGAACAUACCAGUGGUGUAACUGCUGUAACUUUUACUUCCAAUGGUUAUGUCAUUUUGAGUGCUUCCCUAGAUGGAACUGUGCGUGCCUUUGAUCUACACAGAUACCGCAAUUUCCGCACCUUUACAUCUCCACGACCGACUCAGUUCUCUUGUUUAGCUGUGGACUCCAGCGGUGAGAUUGUGUCAGCUGGUUCCCAGGAUUCCUUUGAAAUAUUCAUCUGGUCAAUGCAGAGUGGGAGGCUGCUAGAUGUUUUGUCUGGUCACGAGGGCCCCAUCAGCAGUUUAUCCUUUAACCCAAUGAAAUGUGUUCUAGCUAGUGCCUCUUGGGACAAAACUGUCAAGUUAUGGGAUAUGUUGGACAGCUGGAGAACUAAAGAGACGCUGAUACUGAACUCAGAUGUUCUUGUUGUUGCUUUCCGCCCGGAUGGCCACGAGCUUGCAGUUGCAGCUUUGAAUGGACAGAUAACAUUUUGGGACCAUGAAAAUGCAAUGCAGACUGGCUCGAUUGAGGGAAGGCAUGAUCUUCAGAUGGGAAGGAAGGAGCUUGAUAAAAUAACUGCUAAACAGGCAGCUAAGGGAAAAUCUUUUACUACUCUGUGUUACUCAGCAGAUGGUCAGUCUAUUCUGGCAGGUGGCUUGUCAAAAUUUGUCUGCAUAUAUAAUGUCAAGGAACAGAUCCUUAUAAAAAAAUUUGAGAUUUCAUGCAACUAUUCUUUAGAUGCUAUGGAGGAGUACUUAGAUCGGAAAAAAAUGACUGAAUUUGGCAGCAUGGCUCUGUUUGAUGAAGGGGGUGGAGGUGAAGAUGCUGUUGCCAUUCCUCUUCCUGGAGUAAAAAGAGGUGACAUGAGUUAUCGACACUUUAAACCAGAAAUAAGAGUGACUUGCCUGCGAUUCUCUCCUACAGGACGAAGCUGGGCAGCCACCACCACAGAGGGUCUUCUUGUCUAUUCACUGGACUCUGGGCUAAUUUUCGAUCCAUUUGAUCUGGAUAUUGAUGUCACACCCAGCAAUAUACGCAAAAAGCUACAGCAGAAGGAAUAUACUGUAGCUAUCAUCAUGGCCUUCAAGCUGAAUGAAAAGAAACUGAUUCAGGAAGUCAUAGAGGCUGUGCCUAGCAGUGAAGUUAAUGUUGUCUGCUCGUCACUCCCAGACCUGUAUGUGGAGAAAACAUUGGAGUUCCUGGCCUCUGCAUUUGAAACAUCUUGCCAUUUAGAGUUCUAUCUUAUUUGGACACAUAAAUUGCUGAUGCUGCAUGGACAGAAACUGAAAACAAGGUCACUGAAGCUGCUGCCUGUGAUUCAGUUCCUUCAGAAAAGCAUCCAGCAUCAUUUUGAAGAUGUUUCAAAACUCUGUGAGUGGAAUAUCUACAACAUGAAAUAUGCCCUCGCAAUUUCCAAACAGCGAGGCAUGAAACGCCUGGCAGAGGAAGCAUCAGUAGAUGAAGCCGACUUGGAUUCUGAUAGUGAUUAUCUUAUGCAGGGGGUUAAUAAAGACAAUUUUAGUUCCUAGUUACUCUCUCUUUGUGAGAAGGUAGAAAACCUAAGACAGGAAUUUUAUGCAGUGGUAUUCACUGAGAAUGAGUGGCCCUCAUAGUGGCAUAAUUAAGCUCUUCUUAACAGUGUGGAUGUAGUUAUGUGUGGGGAAAAAUAUGGGACAGUGCCAUCCACGGCGCUUUUGGUGGACUCUUUAACCAUACUAACUUGACAGUGUUAAUUUCUUAGUUGAUUUCUUGUUCCUGAUAUCAAGGGGAGUGGGGGAAAAAGGAUUAUUACAUCAUUAGAGUUUGAGGUAUUGAUUAUUGAAAAUGCAUUGUACGUAGAGCAAGCAUUGCAAGUUUCAUAAUGUGGUCUUGUCACACUUUGGACUCUUUUUUUAUAUCCUCUUUUAAAAUAUUUUUUUAUUGGAAGUCUGCAAAUUGCUCUUACCUUGUUUUAAAAGUUGUUUUACUUGGUGUUAAUCCAUACGUGUUGCUGGCAUGCUGUUUUCUUAGCUCUGUAACUUCCAAACCUGAGGAAGUUUCAGUGGUGAGGGUAAAUGGUAAGAUAGCAAUGAAGAGAGGAGAAACAUUACUGGAUUGUACACUUUUUGCAGUAGUUCAGUAAUCUUGAGGUACUGCAGUAAAAAUUUGUUUGGAAAUGACCAAGUCAGUGUAAUCUAAAUUGUAAGAGAACACGUUACAGAAGUUGCUUUUUCUGAUGAAAGGCCUUUCUUGUGUUGUUUCUGUACAUUUUUUGUUAGCAUAAUAAAAUCUGAAACUUCA
This is a messenger RNA of Pogoniulus pusillus (Red-fronted tinkerbird), 3538 nucleotides long. RefSeq names its product PWP2 small subunit processome component (gene PWP2). Gene Ontology annotation, biological process: maturation of SSU-rRNA from tricistronic rRNA transcript (SSU-rRNA, 5.8S rRNA, LSU-rRNA); ribosomal small subunit assembly. The transcript is spliced from 21 exons. Bases 52 to 2787 code for a protein of 911 amino acids. Gene Ontology annotation, cellular component: small-subunit processome; Pwp2p-containing subcomplex of 90S preribosome. Gene Ontology annotation, molecular function: protein binding. Lineage: Eukaryota; Metazoa; Chordata; Aves; Piciformes; Lybiidae. The record is from RefSeq and is a predicted model, not a curated record.